This is a messenger RNA of Lethenteron reissneri (Far Eastern brook lamprey), 2293 nucleotides long. RefSeq names its product inward rectifier potassium channel 13-like. The record is from RefSeq and is a predicted model, not a curated record. Gene Ontology annotation, biological process: potassium ion import across plasma membrane; regulation of monoatomic ion transmembrane transport. Gene Ontology annotation, cellular component: plasma membrane. Lineage: Eukaryota; Metazoa; Chordata; Hyperoartia; Petromyzontiformes; Petromyzontidae. Gene Ontology annotation, molecular function: inward rectifier potassium channel activity.
GCUGCCUCCACUGACACCGAUGGGGCAAGGGGCUACGGGCAACAUGGGCAGCAGCAGACGAAGCUGGGAGCGCAGAGAAUGCGCUUGGGUCAGAUCGAGAAGCUGCGGCCUGCGGCGAGACGGCGCCUUGACCCUGGGCUCUCCCGAGGCGCGGUGCUGGAGGUUGAUCGCCGUUAAUCAUCAACCCCGGUCCACCGAUGGUGACCCUGCGGGUCGGUGGCUGGGAGGGAACUCCGCAGGUGAAGGAGGAGAGCUAUAAAGGAGGCCGCUGCACGGAGCGGCCCUCGUCUCUGGGUGGUCGCGCUGCCAUCGCUCGCCGCACCUGCAGCUCCCAGCGGCGCCGAGUGAAGGAGUCGCGCGAGGAGUCGCCAUGGACAAGCAGGACCCGGCGACCCAGGAGCUGCUGGCGAUGGCGACGCCCUCGUCCGUCCAGCGGCUCGUCAACAAAGACGGCAGCAGCGCGCUCACGUCGAGCGCGCGGCCCAGCUACCUGCGCCGCUACCUGCGCGACAUCUGGACGACGCUGGUGGAGAUGCAGUGGCGCUACAUGUUCCUCGUCUUCUCGCUCACCUUCAUCGUGAGCUGGCUGCUGUUCGGCUGCCUGUGGUACCUGCUGGCGCUGGUCCGCGGGGACCUGGACGUGGACCCGGACGACCCGCCACCCAACCGCACGGUGUGCGUCAAGUACAUGGGCAGCAUGACGGCCGCGUUCUCGUUCGCGCUCGAGACGCAGCUCACCAUCGGCUACGGCACCAUGUACCCCAACGGGGACUGCGUGGAGGGGGUGGUGCUGCUCGCCGUGCAGAUGCUGCUGGGCCUCAUGACGGAGGCGCUCAUCACAGGAGCGUUCGUGGCCAAGAUCGCGCGCCCCAAGCUGCGCGCCGGCACCAUCCGCUUCAGCGGCGCGGCGGUGGUGUGGGGGGGCCGCGGGGAUCAGCGCCCCCGCCGCCGCCUCCUCGCGUUCCGCGUCGCCAACCUGCGCCCGUCGGCGCUGCUGGACGUGGCCGUGACGGCCGUGCUCUACCGCUCGCGGCCGGGCCGCCCGCUCCGCCAGAGCGCCGUCAACUUCCAGCUGGACCGGCUGGGGGCCCGGCCCUGCCCCUACUUCCUCUUCCCGCUGACCUUCCACCACGAGCUGGGCCCCGACAGCCCCCUGCUGCCGCUGCUGCGAGAGCCGUGCGGGCAGGAGAAGUCGCCGGUCGAGCACUUCGAGCUGGUGGUCUUCCUGCAGGCCAUGCAAGAGGGGAGCGGGCAGAUCUUCCAGAAGCGCACAUCCUACGUGCGCGGCGAGAUUCUGCUCGACGCGUGCUUCCGCCCGGUGAUGUCGCUGGGCCCCGACGGGACGUACGCCACCAACAUGGCCUGCUUCGACGAGACGGCGAGCCACGGCGUCGACGGCGUGGCCCUGGAAGGCCUCGACGGCGACGAGACGGUGUGAGGACCUCCUCCACAACGGCACCGACCGAAGAGAACACAAACAUCAAGGGCGUUGUCUCUCCAUUGCUCUCUUGGUUGUUUUAACCGGCCGGCAACUCAGAGGCAGAGAGAGAGAGGAGAGAGAAGAGAGAGGGUGCCGAUGUGAUGACCUAGGUCACGUGCGAGCUGCCAGGACUCUGAGAAUGCAGGUGUAGAGAUGGGCAAGUUGAGCAACAUUCACCAUGGCACCGUGCGUGCACCCAACCACACAUCAAACACUCAACCAAACAUACACCCAGCCACAGACAUCCACCCAGCCACAGACAUGCACUCAGCCACACAGACAUACACUCAACCACACAGACAUACACUCAACCACACACACAUCCACCCAACCACACACACAUCCACCCAACCACAGACAUGCACCCAGCCACACAGACAUGCACUCAGCCACACAUCCUCGUGCGUGGUGGGGGGAGUGCGUUGGGAGGGAGGGGGAUCAAAAUAAUUAAAUAACUCGAUUGCCCGGCCUUUUUUUUUUAUCUAAUUUCGAGUUCUGUAACUAUAAAUAAAUUCUGUAAAAGGCACGGAUAGCGGCUGAUGUUUACGGUUAUACUUAAGGUUUAAUUACAUCAGAUAAUUGAAAAACUGCAUUCAUAAGUCACUCGUGCAACAUUUAUGACGAUGCAAACUCCACGGCACCCACAUUACUGCCACACUUCACAGUCAAGGCAGCGGAUUCAUUAUGUACGGUGCGAAAGAAGUUCAACACACAUACACAUCAAUUUGCAUAUUUGCAAAAGAAAAGCGCAUGUCUAAUCUUAAAAACGUGAAAUGCACACAUUAUGUUACAAUUAAAAGACUUCGAUUAUGA